Molecule: messenger RNA, 1980 nt
Organism: Passer montanus (Eurasian tree sparrow)
Lineage: Eukaryota; Metazoa; Chordata; Aves; Passeriformes; Passeridae
Product: death-associated protein kinase 2-like
Exons: 14
Coding region: 643-1800 (385 amino acids)
Biological process (GO): intracellular signal transduction; protein phosphorylation; positive regulation of apoptotic process
Cellular component (GO): cytoplasm; nucleus
Molecular function (GO): ATP binding; protein serine/threonine kinase activity
Source: RefSeq, a predicted model, not a curated record
ACGGGAGAGGCUCUGAGCGGGGCCGUCGGCCCAUCGCGGCCGCUCCCCGAGCAGCCGGGGCUGGAACCAGCAGCAAUCGCUCCUAAAAAGCUUUUUCUUGGCUCCUCUGCACAGCUGGGGGUGUCCUCAAGAGCCCGCGGGAGGAGGAAAGCAAGAGCUCUUCGUGUCCUGAGCCGCUGUGGUUGGAUGCUGGCGCAGCUCCGGGAAUGCCGCGGCUCUGAGGGAGAUCCUGGCACUGCCAGGGCUGCUGGGGCUGCAGCCCCCGUGGCUCCAGCUCUGCACAGGAGCUCAGCGUUUCCACCAGCGCCUGUAGCCACCCGUGCCUCAGUUUCCCUCCUUUCAAAAGCAGCACAAUGCCAGGCGGUGUCUGGCAAGGCAUGAGGGAAUCAGCUGCUUGUGUCCACCCCCAGGGGACAAACAGACACACUGUCCCCCACGGACACGUCACACGGCCGGGGCUGUUGGCCCAGCUUCAGCUGCAGCUGCCCCCGGGCACGUCCCUGCCCGGGAUGGGCCAGCUCUGCCGUGCCAGGGCCGUGCCAGGGGACAGGCAGGGGGACAGGGAGUGUCCCCUGUGCGGGCUGGCAGGCUGGGGAGUGAGGAAGAAACGCUGCUGGAUGUGGAGGAAGGCUCGGGGAGGGGAUGGCCGAGAGCAGCCGGGGGGGGCUGAGGGGUGCCCCUGGCAGCACCCAGGACGUGGCUGAGCCCAGGGAGGACGAGGGCAGCCAGGUCCUGGCAGCCACCCCGAGCCCGGGCAGCGUGGAGGACACGUAUGAGCUGCUGGAGAGGCUGGGCAGCGGCCACUUCGGCGAGGUGAGGCUGUGCCGCGAGCGCAGCACCGGCGCCUUCUACGCCGCCAAAUUCGUGAAGAUGCGGCGGGGCCGGGGCGGCCGCCCGGGGCUGGAGCGGGCUCGGGUGGAGCGGGAGGUCUCCAUCCUCCGCCAGCUCCAGCACCCCAACAUCAUCCAGCUCCACGAGCUCUUCUCCAGCACGGCCGAGGCGGUGCUCGUCCUGGAGCUGAUCCGCGGUGGGGAGCUCUUCGACUUCAUUGCGGAGAAGGAGAUGCUGUCGGAGGAGGAGGCCAUCGAGUUCCUGGGGCAGAUCCUGCGCGGCGUGGAAUACCUGCACGCUCGCCUCAUCGCUCACUUCGACCUCAAGCCCGAGAACAUCAUGCUGCAGGAGAAGGAUGUCCCCAAGCCCUGGAUCAAGAUCAUUGACUUCGGGCUGGCCCAGCAGCUGGAGCAUGGCACCACCUACAAGAGCCUCUGUGGGACCCCCCAGUACAUUGCUCCUGAAGUGAUCAAUUAUGAGCCGCUGAGCCCCGCGAGCGACAUGUGGAGCAUCGGAGUCAUCACCUACAUUCUGCUCAGUGGCCUGUCCCCCUUCCAGGGUGAGACGGAUGCUGAGACCCUCUCCAACGUGGUGGCUGGUGCCUACGAGUUUGAGCAGCGCUGCUUCAGCCAGACCUCGGACAUGGCCAAGGACUUCAUCCGCAGGCUGCUGGUGAAGGAGCCACAGCGCCGCAUGAGCGCGGCCGAGUGCCUGGUGCACCCCUGGAUCAAGCCCCUGAGCAGGAAGCAGGCGCUGAGCCGGAGCCGUUCCUCCAUCAACAUGAGAAACUUCCGCAAGUUCAACGCCCGCAGGAAGUGGAAGCUCUCCUACAACACCGUGUCCGCCUGCAACCGGCUGUGCCGUGUGAGGAGGGAGGAUGAGGAGCUGCGCUGCUGUGAGAGCGACCAAGAGGAGGAGAGGAGCCCCCACGCCGCUCUGCUGCGCCGGCGGAGGAGCAGCUGCUCCUGAGCUCCUCCCAAAAAACACAGGAGCUCUGCGAGAGGAGCCUUGGGGGUCCCCCCAUGGCCCCAUCCAAGGGGCAGGGGCGCUCUCCACUCCUUGUUCCAGGGUGUUGGAGGGUCACUGGGGCAUCAGCCAGGGCUGGGACCCUCCUCCCUGCUUUGUCCUCAUGAGAAAAAUAAAUGUCAC